AUGGUCAUGUCAAGGCAAAGCAGUCAACCUGUUUUUCCCAAUGAGCUCCUCAUGCAAAUUGCACUGUUCAUUGAUCAAGAGCAUCUGAAAUCGUUCCUGUUCGUCAACAGAUACACUUAUCAGCUCGUGUGUCAGAGGGUAUACCAUAAAGCGAUUUUUCCUGAUACCGUUGCGCCCCAAGAGAUUAUUCAGUUCUGCCAAAAGCAUGGACGCUCUUUGGAAAUGAUGAAGCUGCCCAAUCUUCCACUGCACUCCGACGCAUUUUUUAUACACAUUGCCCAAUUAUGCCCCAAUUUAACGUUCCUGCAAUCGAGCAUGAUGCCGAAACAACUGCAUAAUAUUUUACCCAUACUGCGUUCUUCUGCAUGCUUCAUGCUGACAAACCUUUCAACAGAUCACACAAUAGAAUUAUCCCAGCAUGCGAUCGCUUCGUUAUCUUGCUGUUCGUCCUAUUUCGUUUUCCCCAAUUCAUCCAAUCCAGGGACCGCAACCACGGCAGUGACGGCACGAACACCGGCACCAGGCACUUUAACCCACAUCUCCCACUAUUUCCACCAUCCUGGUGCACUUCGAAAUGCGAUUUUACCCACGUUUGGCGCGGACCUCUUAUCGCUUACAUUAAAUCAUUACGAUGUCUUGACCGCAACAACGGCCGAACUGAUCGUGUCGAAAUGCCCGCGGCUACGGUAUCUCGUUGCGCCUACGGUCAAGGCCGAAGGACUAUGGUUAAUGCUGCGUUGGUGUCACUCAUUGGUAACCAUUAUUGUUGGCGAACAUGAUAUGGAUGAAGGCGAGGAAGAAUUUGGAGCCAUUUUUCCAGAUGUGAUUAUCAACGAACGACACCGGUUCGUGGAUGACGAAAAUGAGCGUGCGGUGUCGACCAUCAAGCAGCAUAAACGUGUGUGGUGUCUUCAUCCACGAACGCUGUAUGACCAUCAUCGUCAAGCCUUACUGCAACGAAAAUCAUGGCAUAUCGGAAUCAUCCCCAAAAGAUAA
Messenger RNA from Radiomyces spectabilis, 996 nucleotides. RefSeq lists its product as uncharacterized. NCBI's taxonomy places the organism in Eukaryota, Fungi, Mucoromycota, Mucoromycetes, Mucorales, Radiomycetaceae. The record is from RefSeq and is a predicted model, not a curated record. The coding region runs from base 1 to 996 and encodes 331 amino acids. The transcript has a single exon.